AUGGAAAAUGGACAUGAUUAAUUUGAUUUGGAUUUCAAUCUUUCAUAUUCCUUGGAUUAAAACAAAGACUUUUACAAAUUACCUAAUUAAAUUUAAUGCGAUUUUCAAGGGUAAAGAGUAAAUUUAAAUGUAAUAACUUUAUAAAUUCAGAUUGAUUCCAAAGUUGAAAAGCUUCCUUAAGAUGUUCAAGAUUCUACUUAUUAAAGUGCAAUUGCAUUAUCUCAAUAUCUCAAAAUUUGGGAUGUGAACCAUUAAUAACAUGAUUAUUUCUAUCCAUUUUAACUUCCUCCAUCUUCCUUUAUUGGAAAUUGCUAAAUCUUUCCUCAUAGACCUGAUUUAUUAUAGGUUAAUUAUCUCAAUUAAUAUUAGAAUGAAUUCCAUUAAGUUUAAGAUCUAAAUAAUACAUAAAUAUCUUAAAUUUUUUAAUCAGGAACCUUUGAAAUUUAAUCUAUGUAAUUCUAAAUACCUUAUGUUUGGUAAAUAUCCUCAUUCAUUGUUAAAGGUAAANGAACAAACAAGGAAUUCAAUAAAGCGAAUGGAACUUAAAUAUCAUAAUGAAUAUGAAUUAAAUGAAGUUCGAUUAAUAAUCUUGCAUGUAAAUAGCAUAUUUUGUUCUGAAGCAAUUUUAAUAACUCUCUACCUUAGCCGAACAUAAUGGAGAUGAUAAAAUUUAUUUUAUAUUUGACAACAUAUAAAUCUUAUGGAUUGAUAUUUGGUACUGA
Molecule: messenger RNA, 722 nt
Organism: Paramecium sonneborni
Lineage: Eukaryota; Ciliophora; Oligohymenophorea; Peniculida; Parameciidae
Source: the annotation of a GenBank genome assembly